Messenger RNA from Amoebophrya sp. A25, 268 nucleotides. NCBI's taxonomy places the organism in Eukaryota, Dinophyceae, Syndiniales, Amoebophryaceae. The record is from the annotation of a GenBank genome assembly.
AGUGACUAUAGCAGUCUUAUAGACCACCCGCCAUCAUGUCGGGUCGCGCGCAUGCCACGGCUUUCCCUUGGUCCAGCUUGGAGUAGGGAGGUAUCCGGAGCAACGACGUCAGAAGAUAUUGGCAUAGACUACUCGGAUGGCAACUCGACCAGUUCCCGCACACGGCCACAUUUCGCAAAAUCUUCGCCUGAGGAGACUAGUCCAACAAGUGCUAGUAGUACUGACCCAGUGGAGACAGGCAGGAAGAAAGAGCGGCAUCAACACGGGA